Molecule: messenger RNA, 1794 nt
Organism: Drosophila melanogaster (fruit fly)
Lineage: Eukaryota; Metazoa; Arthropoda; Insecta; Diptera; Drosophilidae
Gene: Ir51b
Product: ionotropic receptor 51b
Exons: 1
Coding region: 1-1794 (597 amino acids)
Biological process (GO): monoatomic ion transmembrane transport; detection of chemical stimulus involved in sensory perception
Cellular component (GO): plasma membrane
Source: RefSeq, marked reviewed
AUGUGCAAAGUGUUAACCUUAUUGGUCGUUAUUUUAUUACUGGCGCUAACAAACGCUGCUUACAAUGUGACAUUGUUGAAAUCCGUUCUAAGUCUCAUCUCUACACGGGAGCCGUGGAUAAAUACACCAAUAUUCGUCGGACAUAAUACGCAAGGAGGCGACCUCAACGACUUGAUUAUUUGGCUCCAUCAAACAAUGGGAGUUACUAGCUUGACAAUGAAUUUAUUUCUCCAACCUGAACAUAUAAGACCCCUUGGUCAUUUUAAAAUCACUAGAUACAAUGGCAUAGCUUUGUUCUUUUGUCAUGAUAAACAUGAUAUCAUGUGGCUUACUCUGGAUAGAAAUCUACGAAAACUCCGUCGCAUUCGAUUGAUCAUCAUUCUGCGUAAUCAAAGAAGUGGCUCGCAAGGUGCUAUUAAAUCAAUAUUCAACGCCUUAUGGCAAUAUCAAUUCCUCAACGUUCUUGUCCUGCAAAGGGAUCAGCUUUAUUCCUACACUCCGUAUCCGGCGAUGCGUUUUUUCAAACUCGAUAUUCAUACGGAACCGCUAUUUCCACAUGCAGCAAGGAAUUUCCAUGGAUAUGUAGUAUCCACUCCGGCGGAAAAUGAUAUUCCGAGAGUGUUUCAUGUGCACGAUCCAUUAACGAAGAGCAGAAAGGUGCUGGGAUACGCAUAUCGCACAUUCGUGGAAUAUUUGGAUCACUAUAAUGCCUCGCUGCGUUUGACCAAUCCAGAUGAGAAUCUAGACCCAACAACUAGUGUGAAUAUGAACCACAUUGUGCAGUUGAUUAUAGACGGUCAAUUGGAAAUCUCUUUGCACCCGUACGUUUUCACACCCCCAACAGCAACCAAGAGUUACCCCUUACUAAUAUAUCCAAACUGCUUGAUUGUGCCCAUGAGAAAUGAGAUUCCAAGGCACAUGUACCUAUUGCGACCAUUCCAAUUGUACAGCUGGUAUAUUCUGUUAUUCGCAGUUUUCUACAUCACUGGAAUUCUCUAUUGCAUAAGCCCGAAACUCAAUAAAAGUUCUUGGCCGCAACGCUUGGGAUUGAAUUUUCUAGAUGCGAUAAGCAAGAUACUUUUUAUCAGCCCCCCUAUAACAAUUUACAGACCAACAUGGCGCCAUUUGAUUAUUUUCCUACAACUUUCAGUCCUGGGAUUCAUGUCCACAAGUUGGUACAACAUUGAGUUGGACAGCUUCUUCACAACCAUAGUAGUGGGCGAGCAAGUAAAUAGCAUGGAUCAGCUUGUCCACCAGCAGCAAAGGGUGCUCGUCAAGGAGUAUGAAAUUAACACAUUUCUGCGCCAUGUUGAACCUCGAUUAGUGGAAAAAGUAUCUCGGCUUUUGGUGCCUGUAAAUGCCAGUGAACAGGUGUCCGCUUUGCUGAGUUUUAAUCGCAGCUUCGCGUACCCUUUUACAGAAGAACGUUGGCAGUUUUUUGCCAUGCAACAGCAAUAUGCCUUUAAGCCGAUUUUUCGCUUUUCAUCUGCUUGCUUGGGAUCUCCACAUAUUGGCUAUCCAAUGCGCGUUGACAGCCACUUGGAGACAUCCCUUAACCAUUUCAUAUUGAAGAUUCAGGAUACUGGACUGCUGAAUCACUGGGUAGUUUCCGACUUUAACGAUGCCAUGCGUGCUGGAUACGUUAGGUUUGUAGAUAACGUCCUGGGCUAUCAAAGUAUCGAUGUGGAUACUUUGAGACUGGGCUGGUGUGUCUUGGGAAUUGGUUGGAUACUGUCAGCUCUGGUUUUCUCUUGUGAAUACUGGCACCUUUAUCCAUGGCGAUUUAUUGCUUAG